Messenger RNA from Spizellomyces punctatus DAOM BR117, 1293 nucleotides. RefSeq names its product acetate kinase. NCBI's taxonomy places the organism in Eukaryota, Fungi, Chytridiomycota, Chytridiomycetes, Spizellomycetales, Spizellomycetaceae. Gene Ontology annotation, biological process: acetate metabolic process; phosphorylation. The transcript has 3 exons. Gene Ontology annotation, molecular function: acetate kinase activity. The record is from RefSeq and is a predicted model, not a curated record. The coding region runs from base 1 to 1293 and encodes 430 amino acids.
AUGCCUCGCAUUCUCGUUGUGAACGCUGGAAGCUCCACCAUCAAAUUCCGUCUCUACAACCUCACAUCCGCGUCAAACUUGACCAUCCUCGUAAAAGGCGCGGCCUCGUCCCUCGGGGCCCCAAAUUCACCCAUCCAAAUCCAGAUUCUCAAAGACAACGAUGCAAAGACCACAUCCAGGACGCUCACUGACGAAGCGACUGACGGAACGGAUCAUGAAUCCGUAUUCAGAAAAAUGAUACAAGUGUUACAAGACAAUGAUGAAAAACUCUUGACUGAUGUUCUAGCGGUUGGACACCGCAUCGUUCAUGGGGGCCAGGAUUUCACUCAACCGACUCUCAUCACAGCCUCCUCGAUCUCAACGCUUGACUCUCUCUCUGCUCUUGCACCUCUCCACAACCACCCCAGCGUCGUACUCAUCAAAACAACGCUUAAACUCUUUCCUGACUCAAAGCAGGUUGGGGUGUUUGAUACGUCGUUCCACUCGACCCUUGAAGAAAAGGUAUGGCGGUACCCGCUUCCUUUUGAUGCAUGCAACGAGAGCGGGUUGAGAAAGUAUGGCUUCCAUGGAACGUCACAUAAUUACGUUUCUCAUCUGGUAUUGGGUCGUCAUCCGGGUAUAAACCUUAUUUCUCUCCACCUGGGCAACGGGUGUAGCGCAUGCGCCAUCAAGAAUGGAGUUUCCGUUGAUACAUCUAUGGGAUACACGCCUCUGGAGGGACUCAUGAUGGGUACACGGAGUGGGGACAUUGACCCCUCCGCUCCUUUUCACAUCUCCCAGCCGGGGUUCUCGCUGGACAAAGUACCUGCGAUAAAAUCCGCUCCAGCCGGUCCCAAGAUCUCCAAAGUGGAAGAUGUGCUCAACCAUGAGAGUGGGUUGAGAGGCGUUUGUGGCGAAAAUGACAUCAGAAAGAUUAUCGACUUGAUGCGGAACGGGGAGGGGGAGAAGAAACGGAGAGCCGAGCUGGCUUUCGAUAUGUUUUGUUACCGAAUCCAGAAAUAUAUCGGCGCAUAUCACAUUGCCUUAAACCCGGCCCACGGGAUCAUCUUCACAGGCGGAAUAGGGGAAAACUCAUCCCUGGUGCGGGCAAAAGUCUGCCAAAAUCUCACAUGCAUCAGCGUCCAUCUAGACGAAAGCAAGAACGAAAAGUGCUCAUUGAACGAUAAUAAAGUGGUGGAGAUUUCGAAAGAGGAAAGUCCAGUCAAGGUCUUUGUUGUUGCAACAGACGAAGAAGGAGAGAUCGCGAGGAUUUCCCUUGGGUUUGUAGAGAAGGAGAAGGGGAAGGAGGAGUGA